CUUUUCUUUGUCGUGUGUAUAUAUUCAUACUAGACUAUGCUAUAACUCUACAUCGCUUCUAUAUCUUUCUAAACCGAACAUCUCCUCUUCCAAUGGAUUCAGCCAGUUCCCCAUCGUCACAGGACUCCGUACCCUUGACGCAAUCGCUUCAUGACGUGUUGUCCGGCCUCCAUCAACGCCCGUACCCUCAUGUCCCUAACCCUCCGAAUUGCAAGAAACGUGCCUCGGUUGCCCUUAUCUUGCGCGUCCGACCUACAUAUGAACACUGGCCAGAGUCUACCUCUUCGGCGGUGACGGACAAUUCAGCGUCUGUCCAGCAACGACUAGACACAUUCUUCUCUCAAUCGUGGGUUCACCAUGGCCAACCAGAGGCGCUCUUUAUCAAGCGAGCCUCGCGCGUGGGAGACAGAUGGACCGGUCAUGUUGCUCUCCCGGGAGGCAAGCGAGACCCCGAAGACUCAGAUGAUAAAAGCGCGGCGAUUCGGGAAGCCUCAGAGGAGAUUGGACUGGAUCUAACUGCGGAGGAUUGUGUGUACAUCGGCAACCUUCCCGAAAGAAUUGUAACGACGAGCCUGGGCACAAUACCGCUGAUGGUCCUAUGCCCCUUCGUCUUCUUAUUAACAUGCAGUGACUCGCCAACGCUGAAGCUACAACCCACCGAAGUGGCCUCGACCCAUUGGGUGCCACUGGAAGCGCUUUUGUCGUCUUCUCUGCGCACUGUAGAGCAUGUGGACAUGACUCAACGCCUUGCAAACAUGGGAGGCAUCAUGGCCCGGGUUGCGUCUCGUUCCAUGAUGGGUUACAUGCAGUUUCCCGCAAUUCGAUUGGCCCCAACAGAGAGCCUUCAAAGCAACACAACCCCCGGGCUAACCCCCAAAAAUGAGCAAAGACAGUCGCUCUUUCGACGGUUGUUCUCAUGGGGUAGCAUUAGCCCCGCUGACCAAGAUAUUGGAAUAAGUCGCCCCUUGCUCCUCUGGGGAUUGACGCUGGGUAUUAUGGCAGACUUCUUGGAUCUGCUUCCUCCCCACACAGCUGUCAAGCUUUGGCACUAUCCUAACUUCACAGCACCCGAUCUACGACUGCUUAUCAACGUGCUUACAUAUCGCCUGCGGAAACGCAAUAGGCGCUUGGUUGAGAGCGGAGCUCGACCGAAUAAUACUGCGGUGGAUGCCCAGACUGCGGCUGUGCCAGUAAAAGAGAUCGGUGGCAAUGACAAUGGCAGUCAGAACAAUAUUGGAAUCGAAGGACUUGGUGUCGGUCAAUACUACGGGCCUUCCGACAAGGGUCUUAACGGGAGCACAUAUGCGCUGGAAAUUAUGCUCCGAGGCUACUAUGAUCGGCUCCGGCUCGCCCUCUAUAUUUUCGUAGCAUGGAGGAUAGCCUUGGGCUCCACGGCGGCCUUCUAUGCAUGGAGAUUUCUUCGUCAGGUCCGAUGAUAACGAUGACUUCGCCAUUAUUCUGUAUACUGUAUAUCUACCAAUUCUGAGUUGAACAUAC
This is a messenger RNA of Aspergillus uvarum CBS 121591, 1497 nucleotides long. RefSeq names its product NUDIX hydrolase. The coding region runs from base 93 to 1436 and encodes 447 amino acids. The transcript is spliced from 2 exons. NCBI's taxonomy places the organism in Eukaryota, Fungi, Ascomycota, Eurotiomycetes, Eurotiales, Aspergillaceae. The record is from RefSeq and is a predicted model, not a curated record. Gene Ontology annotation, molecular function: coenzyme A diphosphatase activity.